AUGGAGCAGAGUGGAGAUACUGAUACUGAUACUGAUUAUAGUAAAUAUGAAUUAAGAGAGAGAGAAUUGGGGGGUGGAAUACUUAAAGAACACAAACAGCCAUACAGAAGAUCAUGGAAUAUCUGUGACUAAUCUUUUGGGAAUUUUAUUUCCUUCAAAUGCCAAUAAAAUUUUAAAUAGAAAAGAAAUUCUGGGCUCUCUGUUUUCUUCUUUUUAUAUAUAUAUAUACAUAUAUAUGAAAUUUUAAUUUGUAUAUAUACAUAUACAUACAUACACUGUCUUGACUAUUCAAAUUCUUGAUUUUGGUUCAAUUUUUUCAUCCCUUUGAGCUUUCUUCUACAUCACUUUCCUCACAUUGCAUUGCCUAGUCUUUUACAUCUCAGAUUUAUUUAUUAUUUUUUUAAAAAAAGACUAUGAAUUCUUCAUCUGAGGUUGCUGCUGCUGUUGAAGAACCUCCACAUGUAUUGGCGGUUGACGACAAUUUAAUCGAUCGCGUACUAGUCGAAAAAUUGCUCAAGAAUUCAUCAUGCAAAGGUUCUCCUCUUGUUGCAGUGACCACUGCAGAAAAUGCACAAAUUGCAUUGGAAUAUCUUGGAUUGGAUGAAAAGUCUAAAAGGGACAAUGCCUUGAAGGUGAAUAUGAUCAUCACAGAUUAUUGCAUGCCGGGAAUGACGGGGUAUGAGCUGCUUAAGAAAAUUAAGGAGUCGUCGGCUAUGAAGGAUGUGCCGGUUGUUGUUGUUUCGUCGGAGAAUGUACCGACCAUAAUUAACAAGUGUCUUGAAGAAGGAGCUGAGAUGUUCAUGUUGAAACCUCUCAAGUAUUCGGAUGUGAAGAAAUUGAGAUGCCAAUUGUUGUGCAAUGCUGCAGUGAAAGCAAUAUAAGAAAUCUUUUGAGAGUGAUAUAUGUUGUUAUUACUAAGCUUUUGUGUCCACAUUUUUGUAUGGAUUCAGCUGGAACUAAGAUCCGUCCCGAAUAUAUAUAUUGUUAGACUUUAGAUCCAAAUUGGAUCUGAUAUAAUCAGAUCCGGCCAA
Messenger RNA from Andrographis paniculata, 1031 nucleotides. RefSeq names its product two-component response regulator ARR17-like. The transcript has 5 exons. Bases 414 to 881 code for a protein of 155 amino acids. The record is from RefSeq and is a predicted model, not a curated record. Lineage: Eukaryota; Viridiplantae; Streptophyta; Magnoliopsida; Lamiales; Acanthaceae. Gene Ontology annotation, biological process: phosphorelay signal transduction system; cytokinin-activated signaling pathway.